Myotis brandtii (Brandt's bat) is the source of this 2377-nucleotide messenger RNA. It is a transcript of the gene RBM28, whose product is annotated as RNA binding motif protein 28. The transcript has 20 exons. The record is from RefSeq and is a predicted model, not a curated record. The annotation marks the transcript as partial. NCBI's taxonomy places the organism in Eukaryota, Metazoa, Chordata, Mammalia, Chiroptera, Vespertilionidae. Gene Ontology annotation, molecular function: RNA binding.
UUUGUGAGCCGCCUCCCGCCCUCGGCCCGCAGCGAGCAGCUGGAGGAGCUGUUCAGUCAGGUGGGGCCGGUGAAGCAGUGCUUCGUGGUGACGGAGAAAGGGAGUAAGGCAUGUCGAGGCUUCGGCUAUGUCACUUUUUCUAUGCGGGAAGAUGUUCAGAGGGCCCUCAAGGAGAUUACCACUUUUGAAGGCUGCAAGAUCAACGUGAGUGUUGCCAAGAAAAAACUGAAGAACAAGUCCAAGGAAAAGGGGGGAAAUGAAAAUUCAGAGUCCCCAAAGAAGGAGCAGAAGCCUAAAAAGGCCAAAGUGGCAGAUAAGAAAGCCAGAUUAAUUAUUCGGAAUCUGAGCUUUAAGUGUUCAGAAGAUGACUUGAAGACCAUAUUUGCUCAAUAUGGAGCCGUCCUAGAAGUUAACAUCCCUAGGAAGCCAGAUGGAAAGAUGCGUGGUUUUGCUUUUGUUCAGUUCAAAAACCUCCUAGAAGCAGGAAAAGCUCUUAAAAGCAUGAACAUGAAAGAGAUAAAGGGUCGGAUAGUAGCUGUGGAUUGGGCUGUGGCAAAGGAUAAAUAUAAAAAUACACAGUCUGCCUCUGCCCCAGGUGAGGAGAAGCAACCUGAACCUAAACAUCAGAAAUUAGAUAAAGUGAAUGGCAGGAAAGAAGAGGUUAUGAGAGAGGAAGAGGAUGAUGAUGGUGAUAUGGAAGAGGAUGAUGAUGAAGAUGGUGAUGAUGGUGAUGAUGGUGAUGAUGAAGAGGAGGAGAAGAAUAAAGAAUCAAAGGUGACCAAGCGUGUGCAAAUUCACAAGAGAGCAGUCAAGAGACCAGUGCCCUCAGAAAGCAGUGAAGAGGACCAUUCCGAUGAGGACAGCGGCCUGGAGGACGGUGAUAGUGUUGAUAGUGGAGAGGACCUCGCUCAGAGUGACACCCACACGGAAGAGCAGGAGGAUGAAGAUGUACAAGGCUCAAAGAAAAAGAAAAGGAAAUUACCCUCUGAUGUGAAUGAAGGGAAAACUGUUUUCAUAAGAAACCUGUCCUUUGACUCAGAGGAAGAAGAACUUGGGGAGCUCCUCCAGCAAUUUGGAGAUCUUAAAUAUGUCUGCAUUGUCUUACAUCCAGACACAGAGCAUUCUAAAGGUUGUGCAUUUGCUCAGUUCAUGACUCAAGAAGCAGCUCAGAAAUGCCUUGCAGCUGCUUCUCCAGAGACCGAGGGUGGCGGGCUGAAAUUGGAUGGCCGGCAACUCAAGGUUGACUUGGCAGUGACCCGUGAUGAGGCUGCAAAGCUUCGGACAAAGAAGGUGAAGAAGCCGACCGGAACCCGGAACCUCUACCUGGCCCGAGAAGGCUUGAUUCGUGCUGGGACGAAGGCUGCAGAGGGUGUGAGCGCUGCUGAUAUGGCCAAAAGAGAACGGUUUGAGCUACUGAAGCAUCAGAAACUGAAGGACCAGAAUAUCUUUGUCUCCCGCACCAGGCUCUGCCUGCACAAUCUCCCCAAGGCCGUGGAUGACAAACAGCUCAGAAAGUUGCUGCUGAAUGCCACUAGAGGGGAGAAGGGAGUGCGCAUCAAGGAGUGUAAGGUGAUGCGAGACCUCAAAGGAGUUUAUGGGAAAACUAAGGGUCAGUCCCUGGGCUACGCCUUUGCAGAGUUCCAGGAGCACGAGCAUGCCCUGACUGCCCUACGCCACAUCAACAACAACCCAGAAAUCUAUGGGCCUCAGAAGAGACCAAUAGUGGAGUUCUCUUUGGAAGAUCGAAGGAAGCUUAAAAUAAAGGAACUGAGGAUCCAGCGCAGCCAGCAAAAAAUGAAAUCCAAGUCCACAACUGGUGAGGCCCAGCAGGAGCAGCCGGAGCUUAGAGAAGACCAGCAACAGAAAGCAGCUCAAAACCACACACGGGAGCAAAGCAAGGCCCCUUCGGAGCAGAAGGGGAAGGCGGGCUCUGUCUCCUGGGCAGGAUUCCAGACCAAGGCCGAAGUAGAGCAGGUGGAGCUACCUGAUGGGAAGAAGAGAAGAAAGGUCCUGGCGUUGCCCUCACACCGAGGACCCAAAGUUAGGUUGCGGGACAAAGGCAAAGUGAAGUCUCUCCCUCCCCAAAAGCCAAAGCCCCAGAUAAACCAGUGGAAGCAGGAGAAGCAGAAAUUACCUCCCAAGCAGGUGCCUAAGAAAAAAGCUAAGGGAAAUAAGACAGAAAUUCGCUUCAACCAGCUGGUCGAACAAUAUAAGCAGAAAUUAUUGGGUUCUUCUAAAGGAGUGCCUCUCGCAAAGAGAAGCAAGUGGUUUGACAGUUGAUGCCAGCGGGCUGGAUAGAGGCUGGAUUGUGCGUUUCUUGGUGAAGCUCCCAGGCUCCUCCCCACCCCAGGGCUGUUUCCUAAGGGGAAGAACCCCC